AUGGUGCUAGAAACAAAGAUCGAGAUCAUGAUGCUUGGACUGGCGCCAGCGACCCUUGUAGCCGGAUUAUAUGGCAUGAAUGUGAUUAAUUACCUUGAAGAGGGGGAUGCAGGCGUUACGAUAUAUCUAGAAAGGGAAGAAGCUACUAUUGCUUUGAGAUUCCCCGUCUAUAUUUUACUACCGCCGACUGGUCCCGACAAUUGGAAGUUCCUUGGAGGCUCCGCCUGGCGUCAGGGGGGCGCUCAGAAAGUGUCCAGCGACACGGAGUAUGAUCCCUUUAUUGACCGCAAAGGCCAUCCCCAUCGGUCACAAACACUUCCUGGCCGUCGGGACUUGAGCGUGCCUUGUCUCAAGAAGGGGAUGAAGAAGCUCGCAGGAACUCCUGAGGGCCAUAGAUCUUGCAAGUCUCAGCAUCUAGCACUUCGCUUUCUGGCAAUGGACACGGAAAGUGAACUCCUGUCAAACAGUUCCCUGAACUGUCAAUCUUUCACAGUUGAAUGA
Molecule: messenger RNA, 501 nt
Organism: Microsporum canis CBS 113480
Lineage: Eukaryota; Fungi; Ascomycota; Eurotiomycetes; Onygenales; Arthrodermataceae
Product: inner membrane magnesium transporter MRS2
Exons: 5
Coding region: 1-501 (166 amino acids)
Source: RefSeq, a predicted model, not a curated record